CAUGGGAUCGGUGAUCGGUCUGUCAGCCGCCGCCGCACGCGCCCGCAGCUCAUCGGUUUUCCUGACUCUCGGUUUUUGUUCGAAGGGCUCUGACUUUCAGUUCGCUUUGUUUUUCAUGUAGGCUGCAGAGCUCGGGACGCCGCCGCAGCUGAUUCACACCGGUUUCUGCUCGAUUUGGGCUUUUUGUGUUCGUGCGCUCUCGGAUCUUCGACUCCCGAUGCAAAGAGGCGUGAUGGAGAAAAUGUCCCGGCAUCCCAUCCCGCUGAAUCCGAGUUUCCUGCCUCCGGCGACGCACGGAGUCCUGAAGUCUCUGCUGGAAAACCCGAUGAAGCUGCCGCUGCAUCAUGAAGCUUUCAGCAAGGAGCAGGAGAAGGAGAAGAACCUGGAGGAGGAGCACAGCACCCCCCAGUCAGCCUUCCUGGGCCCCACACUGUGGGACAAGACCCUCCCCUAUGACGGAGACACCUUCCAGCUGGAGUACAUGGACCUGGAAGAGUUCCUGUCUGAGAACGGUAUCCCCUCCAGCCCCUCCCACCACCACCACCACCACGACCAGCAGCAGCCACACGCUCCGCCACGCCAGCCGCCAAUCAUGCCCCCAGCCCCACCCACGCCAGCACCAUCAGUGAUGGACCUCAGCAACCACGCCUCCACCUCCAUAAACACGAGCGUCGUCUCCCCGAACUGCCUGCACAGCAGCCCUGCAAGAGCAGGUCUCCCAAACUCCAGAAACACUCCCAGCCCCAUCGACCCGGACUCCAUCCAGGUCCCAGUUGGGUACGAGCCCGACCCAGCAGACCUGGCUCUGUCCAGCGUUCCGGGCCAGGAGAUCUUCGACCCACGCAAACGCAAGUUCUCGGCCGAGGAGCUGAAACCUCAGCCGAUGAUCAAGAAAGCUCGCAAGGUCUUCAUCCCGGACGACCUGAAGCAGGAUGACAAAUACUGGGCCAGGCGCAGGAAGAACAACUUGGCAGCGAAGCGGUCCCGGGACGCGAGGCGGCUCAAAGAGAACCAGAUCGCCAUCCGAGCCGGCUUCCUGGAGAAGGAGAACUCGGCUCUGAGGCAGGAGGUGGCCGACCUGAGGAAAGAGCUCGGACGCACCAAGAACAUCCUGGCCAAGUACGAGGCCCAGCACGGGCCGCUGUGAGGACACACACACACAAAUACACACACACACACGUAUACAAAAGAAACACACUGAGAAAGAUGACCCCACCUUCAGCUGAUCCACCAGUGACCCCAUUUCACCUGUCCCCCACAAACACAGUCCUGACGACUCGACUCACAGCAGGUAAAGAGUUAACACUUCAGAAUAUGUGUCAGCUUUUCGUUUUUCGAGUCUCAGCUCUGACCUCGUCUCACCGCGGACCACCGAGACGGUUCAGACCCUGAAGACCUGAUGAAUGAAAACAUGGACAGAAACCCUCAGUGUGUUCGUCCGUCCCUCAGCACCUUCCCUCCUCUGUCUGAGGCUCUCUGCUCUGAGCCCGUUGGUUCCUACUGACGACGUCAGUCUUUAAAAACCUCACAGACGAACUUUCAUUUAACAACAAGACACUGAAGGUUUGAACAAACGAUAAGUGAACUGAAGGAAGCAGGGACGGUGUCGGGGACUGUUUCAUUAAUCCACGUUUGGUGCUUGGUGUGUGUGUGCAUGUGUGUGUGUGUGUGUGUGUGUGUGUGUGUCAGGAUAAACUGCAGUGUGUGUGUUGAUGGUGAUGAUGGAACAUGUGACCCAGUGGAACAGUGUGGAUCAGUGAUGUGUUUCAUUGGUUUUAGGAAACAGUGGAGCUCUGUGGCUCAGAGGGAUCAGGCUGUGACACACACACACACACACACAGACACACAAACACACACCUCCUCAUGGACUCCUCCUCAGUUCCCUCAAAGCCCAAACUGCCACCACGUCAGCCCGCCUGAUGUCUGACCUUUGACCUUCCUUUCCCAGCCUGUGGUGACGGCACUUUAUAACUACCGAUGCCUCGCUCUCUGCCAGCCCCUCACAGACUCCGCCCCUGCAGGUGUGUCCCCACAGUGCACCUGUUCACAUGUACAUACCUGCCUUUGUUCUGCUCCUGACGACUCUGUAUAUGAAAGUGUCCCGCCUCCUGCCGUCUCCUGUCGGCUAAUCAGCAUCUGUUGUCGUGGUUUGAAUUUUUUUCUACCUGGACGGGUUCCCGCCUUUUUGGGGCCCUAAGUUUUAGACGCACUCGCUGAUUUUGACGUAGUUCCGUAAAAUGCCAAGAAAAAUUUAUAGCGUUUUUUAUAAUCUGCAAAAUGUAUUUGUUAUAAUCCCCAGAUCUGCUGUAACCACAUCAGGGAGUGCAUCUUUAAAUUCUUCAUUGUGACAAAAUCAGAUAGGAACCCAAAGAGAGUCCAUGUUUUCAGAUUGUUUCUGGGGCCCCCUGGUGGCCGGGGGCCACAUCAGGUGUUAUUUUCUGCACAAAGCGUGACGCGUCAGGUGACAUCACAGCUAAUGUCACACAGUGUUACAGAGGCAGCAAUGAAGGAAGAGCUGAUUUUGUUUGUUUGUUUGUUUGUUGUGUUUUUGCCUCGCGCUCUCAGACCUGUCAGCAGACGAGUCGAAGCCCCUCUGAUGUGCGGACGGUAACACGGUAACACGUGUCCUGGUCCGAGCGGAUUAACGGACGGUGAAUUUGUUUAUGUGCUGCUGCUGCUGUUGAGUCCGUGCGUCGGCUUUUUGCUGUGAAUGUUGUAGAAACGUUGUUGAAGCGCUGGAGGUGGUACAGUAUUUAUCAAACUGUUCAGCAGAGUCUGAACAUCUGGAUUCACCAUAGAAACCCAACCUGCUCCUUCGGUGUAACAGAUGAUUCUGUUCCACUUUGGCAUGAACUUUAUUUUUAUUUUUCUCUCCGUCCUAUUUCCCGGUGUCGCUCAGCAGUGAGUGCGCCCCCCGGUGGCCGAGUGAGACAUGAAUGUAUAUUUGAAACUGUUGAGUGGUGUUGUCUUAUACUGUGGAACCACUUUAGUACUCUUUACUACAGACCAAAAGAAAACAGUAUAUAAAGGAUAUAUUGAUAUAUUAAAGGUUUUAAUGUUUAUACAGAGCUUAUUCUUAUUGUUUUUUGUACAGUCUGUUUUCCUACAUAGAUAUUUCCUGUGUAUUUUGGAAAGAGUUACAUGAAUAUAAGCAGUAUAUUAAACAUAUUAAUAGAAAUAUACUCAGAAAUAUUACCAAAACAGCGUGUCCGCCCCGUGUGGGCCGUGCAUGGGCAUUAUGAAAAUCCCCUGAGCUGCGUUGUGUCCGAGCCUUUCCUCCCUGCGUAGUUGAAAUACCUCAACCCCACCCCCCACCCCACCCGAAUCUCUGAACCCCCAGCACACCUGUGCAGGUGCCACAUCAGCUGAUUCAGUUCCAGGGUUUGCACCAGGUGCUCGGCUGCUCCACUUUGAUUUAUCUGCGAGGACUCGGCUCCUCCGUAUAGAUGCUUGUGUUUGUAUAGUUUCAUGGCUACGUUUAGCCCAGAGGAAUGUAUCCACCCGACCUGAAGCACUUGUUCCUUUUGUUUGCUGUGAUUUAUCUCCUGCAUCCUGGUGUUGGGUUCUCUCUGCAGCUCUGCUCUGUUUGAUUCUGUGUUCAAAGAUAUUUUUCCUAUAUUUGUCCUUGAUUAUGUUUCUCAUGAUCAAAAUAAUAAUGAAUAAAUAAAAGUUCAAAUAAA
Toxotes jaculatrix (banded archerfish) is the source of this 3680-nucleotide messenger RNA. It is a transcript of the gene hlfb, whose product is annotated as HLF transcription factor, PAR bZIP family member b. Lineage: Eukaryota; Metazoa; Chordata; Actinopteri; Toxotidae. The record is from RefSeq and is a predicted model, not a curated record. Gene Ontology annotation, biological process: regulation of transcription by RNA polymerase II. Gene Ontology annotation, cellular component: nucleus. The transcript is spliced from 4 exons. Gene Ontology annotation, molecular function: DNA-binding transcription factor activity, RNA polymerase II-specific; RNA polymerase II cis-regulatory region sequence-specific DNA binding. Bases 218 to 1147 code for a protein of 309 amino acids.